AUGGGAAAACGAGAACGAUCAGCUUUAUUGCCAAGUAAUCUUCCACAGUUACAAAAUCUUAUCAAACGUGAUCCAAUUUCAUAUAAAGAAGAUUUUUUACAGCAAUAUAGACAUUAUGAGUCUCAAUUAACCAUUCUUCAGCUAAAACCAGACGAAGAAGCAGAAGAAUUUGGAAAUUUGGUUACUUUUAUUUCACAGGUUGCGCAAUGUUAUCCACAAGAAAUCAAUAAAUUCCCUCAACAAUUAAUAAAAUUACUUUCUGAACAUUAUCAAAAUUUAAAUCCUAAUCUACGAAAGACCAUGGUACAAAGUCUCAUAUUACUUCGCAAUAAAGAAAUAAUUCCAAGUAUCACGUUAUUAUCCUUAUUCUACACACUCUUCCGAGUUCAUGAUAAACAACUUCGUGAUUUAUUAUAUUCACAUAUUAUUUCAGAUAUAAAAAAUACUAAUGCCAAACACAAGAAUAAUAAAUUAAAUAAAACAUUACAAAAUUUUAUGUACACAAUUUUACAAAAUACAACAGAUAGUACAAAUGUAGUUGCUGCUAAGAAAAGUUUAGAUGCCUGUAUUGAAUUAUAUAAAAAAGGAAUAUGGAAUGAUUCAAAAACUGUUAAUAUUAUAUCUGAAGCAUGCUUUCAUUCAGCGACGAAAAUUAAAGUUACUGCAAUUCAAUUCUUUUUGGGAUCAAGAUUUGGUGAAAAAUUAUUAUCGUCGCUUCAAAAGUCGUCAAAUAAUGAUAGAUUUGAAGUCAAAUUAAUGACAAUGAAUCUUAUAUCACGUAUAAUUGGAGCACAUAAGCUUAUUUUAUUAAGUUUUUACACAUAUUUACUAAAAUAUCUUAAACCACAUCAGCGUGAUGUAACAAUGAUUCUUGUUGUAGUUGCACAGUCUUGUCAUGAACUAGUACCACCUGAUGCAUUGGAACCUGUUAUUAAAGCUAUUGCAAAUAAUUUUGUUACUGAUCAUUGUGCUGGUGAAGUUAUGGCUGCUGGUUUGAACGCUAUACGCGAAAUUUGUGUGCGUCAACCUUUAGCAAUAGAUUCUACUUUAUUGCAAGACCUAACAGAGUACAAAUCAGAUAGGGAUAAAGGAGUCAUGAUGGCAGCUAAAUCAUUAAUUGGAUUAUUCCGAGAAAUUAAUCCAGAAAUGUUGAAAAGAAAAGAUAGGGGUAAAAUUGCUAGUAUGAAUAUGAAAGAUUUCAAACCAUUACAGUAUGGUAAAGUACGUACGACCGAACAAAUUGAAGGUAUAGAAUUAUUAGAAGAGUACAAGAAGCAACAAAUGCAAGAAGGAACGGUUGAAAAUGAGGAAGAUGAGUGGGUAGGAUGGGAAGUGGCUUCAAAUUCAUCAUCAAACAAUGGAGACUGGAUUGAUGUUUCAGAUGAUGAAAAUAAAGAUAAUAUAGAUGAUAAAGAUGAUGAAAAUAAAGAUAAUAUAGAUGAUAAAGAUGAUGAUGAUGAAAAUGAAAGUGUUAUAGAUGAUAAAAAUGAUGAUGAUGAAAUCGAAAGUGAUAUAGAUGAUGAAGUCGAAAGUGAUAUAAAUGAUAAAAACGAAGAUGAUAAUGACGACGAUGGAAAUGAAGUUGAUAAAGAUGAAGAUAAGGAACGUGAGAAUGAAGGAAAAAACGAAGAUAAAGGAUAUGAAGGGGAAACUACUAAAGAUAUAAAGAUUUCAAGUUUGGCAACGACGCGACUCCUGACGCCAGCAGAUUUUUUUAAACUGAACGAGCUCAAAAUGAAACAUAAAGUUAAACAAUUAAUGGAGGGAGGUAAACGCAAAAGUGAUGCAAUACAGCAUAAUGAACCUUCGGAUAUAGUUGAUGUCAAUUUUAUUACCGGACCACGAAAAAAAGCCAAACAAGAUUAUGAGGAACGUAUAGAAUCUAUAAAGGCUGGACGAGAAGGACGAGAAAAAUUCGGAGGACACAAAAAAGGGAAAAAAACUGAAGGCACUAGUACCACAAAUAAAGAAAAAGCAAGACAUAAAGCUUUUAUGAUGGUAAUUCAUAAGAAAAAUGCGAUCACUAAAAAACGAAUGAGUUUAAGAGAUAGACAGAUACAAUUGACAAAGCGUGGUAACUUUAAAAAGAAGAAAAAAUAA
Messenger RNA from Dentiscutata erythropus, 2100 nucleotides. NCBI's taxonomy places the organism in Eukaryota, Fungi, Glomeromycota, Glomeromycetes, Diversisporales, Gigasporaceae. The record is from the annotation of a GenBank genome assembly.